This is a messenger RNA of Aspergillus costaricaensis CBS 115574, 525 nucleotides long. Its product is annotated as U6 snRNA-associated Sm-like protein LSm1. Gene Ontology annotation, cellular component: P-body; Lsm1-7-Pat1 complex. Gene Ontology annotation, biological process: deadenylation-dependent decapping of nuclear-transcribed mRNA. The transcript is spliced from 4 exons. NCBI's taxonomy places the organism in Eukaryota, Fungi, Ascomycota, Eurotiomycetes, Eurotiales, Aspergillaceae. Gene Ontology annotation, molecular function: RNA cap binding. Bases 1 to 525 code for a protein of 174 amino acids. The record is from RefSeq and is a predicted model, not a curated record.
AUGGAACGCCUUCCAAUGAAUGAGAACCCGGCCGGUGCCCACCAUGGCAAUGCGCCGCAGGGUUUCCCCCCGCAGAACAACACGCUCGGACCCAUGUCGCAAGGUCCCCCGCAAUUACCGCCGCAGAUGUUCACCACCGCUGCCCAGCUGUUGGAUUUGACUGAUAAGAAGCUAGUUCUAGUCCUUCGAGACGGGCGGAAGUUGAUCGGAGUUCUGAGAAGCUGGGAUCAGUUCGCAAACCUCGUCCUUCAGGAUACCAUUGAACGUCUAUAUGCUGGCAACCUCUACGCCGAUAUCCCGCGCGGUAUAUUUCUCGUUCGGGGUGAGAAUGUCUUGCUUCUUGGUGAAAUUGAUCUUGACAAAGAAGAUGACAUCCCUCCUCAUAUCCAGCGCGCGUCGGUCCAGGAAGUGUUUGAGCUGAAGAAGAAGGAAGACGGAGCCCGGAAAGUUGGCGACAAGAAGCGCCAUGGGAAGCUACAGACGCUGGGCUUUGAGCCGGAGCAUAGCGGAGAGAUACUGUUUUAG